AUGGCCUUCUAAGAGAGGAGCCUGGGCACAUGCCCAGACCCAAACAAGAGACUGUGGCUGAGGAAAGUCAUGGGUGACCAGAAUGGGCUCAGGAAGUACCUGUGGGGGAAAGCAGGGUGGAGCUGCCUCCAGGGCUGGGGGGACAUUAGAGAGGCCUCAGAGAGGAGGUCACUCUGGAGUAGGGGACAAGAGCUGGAGGGUGUUGCGUCCUCAGGCUUCUGGUGCUCACUGCACACUUAAUUUCUUCUUCCUUUUGUUAGCUGCAAAAUAAUAGCUACUACGGGUAACAUUUCGAACAGCAGAGAAUACAGAAAGAAUGAAAGCUCCUCCUCCUUCACAAUUUCCCCGUGGUCAAUGGGAACUCUUGAGUGUUUAUCCUUCCAGACAUUUUUCUAUGAACCAACAAACAGUAUUUUUUUAAGUAAAGAAGAAGAGGAAUAUCAGAGUGAGCAAGACCUGGGAUCUACCCCUGUGAUCUAUGAAUUGGUACAAGUUACUCAACACCAUGUUCAAAAAGCCUCUUCGUGGGUCUUUCUCCGUGCUUCAGCCACUUCCUUCCUCAGCCUCUUCCUCCCUGGUGCAUUGAAGAAGGUACCCGGGUCCGGACUGAGGCGGCACCCCGUUCUUCACAGGAGAAGAAACCGAGGCCGAGAGGUAGCAAUGAAUGUGGAUCAUGAAGUUAACCUCUUAGUGGAGGAAAUUCAUCAUUUGGGUUCAAAAAAUGCUGAUGGAAAGUUAAGUGUGAAAUUUGGGGUCCUCUUCCGAGAUGACAAAUGUGCCAACCUCUUUGAAGCAUUGGUAGGAACUCUCAAAGCUGCAAAACGAAGGAAGAUUGUUAUGUACCCAGGAGAGCUACUUUUGCAAGGUGUUCAUGACAAUGUUGACAUUAUAUUGCUUCAGGAUUAAUGUAGUUCGCAUAUUUAUGAAUUGCUAUUUUUUGUUUCUGGUAAACUGGAAUAUAAGUCAAACAACAAAUGUUUGAACCUACUUAAUGUAUUUUUAUAGAACUUUGUAAACGAAAGGAGACUCAUAUUUUAGAAGUCUGUCCUUUUUUAUAUCUUGAAAGAAAUUUAUGUAUUACACUGUAAUAUAAACAAGUCCUGUUAUUUUUCUUAGGAAUCUGGUUGGAAAAUGUAGCCAAUGAGGCUUUUUUUUUUUGGUGGGGAUAAGGGAGUAUUUGUUUCAUAAAUCAUUCUUAGACAAUUUCUACAGAUAUUUGACAUUCUGUGAAAGCAAGGAGCAAACUGAAGACCAACUGCCAUGAGAAAUAUCAUAAUGUUUAUGUAAUAAAGACAUGAAACUGUC
Microcebus murinus (gray mouse lemur) is the source of this 1305-nucleotide messenger RNA. Lineage: Eukaryota; Metazoa; Chordata; Mammalia; Primates; Cheirogaleidae. The record is from RefSeq and is a predicted model, not a curated record.